AUGUAUUCCCGGUCAUUAAGAUUAUUGUCAGUAUUGGCAAUCAUCUUCGCCAUUGCCCAAGCCGGUUGGAUUGAUCGUGGCGUCUUUAAUCGACGAGCAGAUAGUACCGGUGCCUUAACAUCAGGAGGUGGAAGUAGUGCUGCCACCAGUGCCGGAGGAAGCGGAGCAGAUACAGAUACUACCACUUCAGCAGCACCAACAACAUCUGCCACUCCAACCACAUCAGCAGAGAAAACAAGUGAAACUUCAGCCACUACCUCAGCAGCACCCACAACUCCAACAACCACAUCAGCAGCCCCUACAACUGCAGCUCCUACAACUUCUUCUGCAGCAACAACUCCCACAUCCGCGACUAAAACAUCUAGCACCAAGAGUAGCAAGUCUUCUACAUCUUCAUCAUCAACCGUUCCAUCUACCACUUUCUCUGAAGUCACCAUUACCCCAUCCGCAACUCAAGUCGUCGUAACCGUCGUUUCAACAUCAAGUGGAAGUACUAUUACCUCGGAAUACACUACCUCUACUACUCCUGCCGCAUACACCACUACAACCGCUGUUCCCAUUAGUGAUUCUUCAUCCUCCUCUUCCACGGGUAUGUCAACCAAGACACGCAAUACCGUUAUUGGUGUCGUAGUUGGUAUUGGUGGUGCCAUUCUUCUCGGAGGAUUAUUCAUCGUCGCAUGGAGAAUCUGGGGACGCAACAAGAAGGAAGAUGAGAAUGAUGGAUUGAUGGGAGGUUACGAUCCAGUAUCUGCCGGUCACGAAAUGAAGAAUGAAGGUGGUGUUGCACCCAAUCCUUUCCAAACUACUUUGGAAGGUUAUCAUCAACCUGGAAGAGGAAAUGUUUCGGCAAACUUCUAA
Molecule: messenger RNA, 858 nt
Organism: Botrytis sinoallii
Lineage: Eukaryota; Fungi; Ascomycota; Leotiomycetes; Helotiales; Sclerotiniaceae
Exons: 2
Coding region: 1-858 (285 amino acids)
Source: RefSeq, a predicted model, not a curated record